GCCACCCGCCGCCGGUGCUCGCUGGGCGCCAUGUUUGCAGUCAAGCGGAACGCCGUCAUCGGCUUCAACCUCUACUGCGGCGGAGGAAGCCCGGGCCUGGUGCCCGCUUCACCAGCAGGAGAGCAAACCCCGCCGCCCGCCGCCGCCGCUCCGGCCGCCGCCGCCGCCACCGUCGCUGAGGUACCGCGGCCGCUGAUUGGCUCCGCGGGGCUGUGGGCCGCCGCCGGCCGCGCCGAAGCCCCCCGCGCUCCCAUUGGCUCCGGGGCGGCCCCCCACGCUCCGAUCGGUUCCGCCGCGGCCCGCCGGGCGCCGCCGGACUCCACGUCGCGGCCCGUCGCUCUGUGGAGCCCCGAGGAGGAGUUGGACGGCUGCGAGCCCGAGUCCGAACGCGGCCCCGGAGGCGAUUCGUUGCCCGGCACGCCGCCCGAGCUGCCCGACUUGAUCCCCGACGAGCUGCGGCAGGAAUCCCUGGAGCUCAUCCUCCGGUACCUCCGGGAGGCGGCGGGAGAGGCCGAGCCCGGCGUUAAAAAGCUGUUUCCGGGGCUCCUGGGAGGGCCAGGGCGGCCCUGCAGGGCGAGCAGCGCCGUCAUGGAGAAAGCGCUGGAAACGUUGCGGAGGGUCGGGGACGGCGUGAUGCAGAAACACGAAUUGGCCUUCCAGGGAAUGCUUCGGAAGCUGGAAAUCAAAAAGGAAGAUGACCUGCAGGCUGUGUGUGAGGUGGCUGCUCACGUUUUCAAUGAUGGAGUAACAAACUGGGGCCGAGUUGUCACGCUCAUCUCAUUUGGUGCCUUUGUUGCAAAACACCUGAAAAGCAUCAACCAAGAGAAAUGCAUCACCUCGCUGGCGGGGAUCAUCACGGACGCAUUGGUCUCAUCCAAACGCGAGUGGCUGAUGAGCCAGGGAGGCUGGGAGGGCUUUGUUGACUUCUUCCGAGUUGAGGACCUGGAAAGCAGCAUCAGGAAUGUGCUGAUGGCCUUUGCAGGAGUGGCCGGCCUGGGGGCGAGCUUGGCCUACAUGAUCCGGUGAGCUGCAGUGCUGCAGAGGGGCAGAGCUCAGGGCAGACCGGCUCUGCUGGGAGCUGGCGAUCCGAUCACUUCCUCCUGUGUGUACUUAAACAGCCAGACUUGAGUCACCCCAGGAGAAUAUCUAGGCAUCCCCUGAGCAAUUCUUUCCAAAGAAAGAAGGUAUGUUCCACUCAGAUCGUGGGUACCAAUGAGGAUUUAUUGCUUUGGGAACAGAAAGUGGAGGAGUUGACUGAUGCUCUGCUUCGUUCAAGAGCGUGAGGAGAGAAAGGCAAAGUGGACAUCUUCCGUUUUAUCCCGGAGGAAACAGAUAUGCUUCGUGAGCCAGUGAGCACCAACAGCUCCUGCCUGGACUGAUCCUCGUGGCUUUGGCGUGGUGACUGUCGUGGAGCCGAUGCUUCAGAGUUGUGGUUGUGGGUUUUUGGAUACGGCAUCUUCAGCUGCCGCUCCGCUGUCAGAGCUUUAGGCAGCGGCGCUGCGCAAGGCUGAGGCGUGCAGCCCGUGCUGGAACGCGGGGUGAUUUGUCCCCUGCCUUCCAGCAGGGUUUGCUCAGGCCGCGGGCGGCCCUGUGAGCAGUCCUGCAGCUUGAGCUGGCACUGUGGUAACCGCAGCCAGCUGCAGCCCGGCAGGGCCGGCCUGUCUGACUGCUCUCACCGCCCCGCCACGCCGGCAGUUUAAAAAUAGGGAGUGCAUUUAUAAGUACGUAAAACCCCACAUGAGGCAGGGAGGCUGCAGAGAACCUGUAAAUAUCUGUACAUCUGCAGAGCGUGUGCAUCUUUACGGAGCUAACGACACAAAAAGCAAAGGCUGAAUGUGGUGGAGCUGCUUAUGGAUGUGCUGAACUUCGUCCCUUGCUUUGUGGCAAAGCCUUCUGCCCUGGCUUCGAGCAAACCUUUCUCUGUGCUCGAGCAGAAGUGCCAGGGAUUGUAGUGGGGAUCGGUGGCUGCUGCACUCACUGCCCGCUGGCAGCAGCUGACACUGCUGUUUGUUUUAAUCUUUUUGGUUUUCCAAGCUCUUCUGGCACAGGGGGGGGUUGUGGAAGUUGGUGUUGGUCACUUCCUUCUCUCCCCUUUAAUUUUGACUCGGUAAGCAGUGAGCACAGCAAAGCUGAUAUUUGAAUGUAAAGUGUUCUGCAGCUGUGUAGAACUCGGUGCCUCGGCUCUGCAGCUCCUGCCAACCCCAAGCACAGCACCCGGCCCUGGGCUCCUCCUGGGCUUUGGGCUGUGCUGUGGUGUGGUUGGGGCUGAGCCCCCCCCCUGCACAACGGGGCUGAGCGUGGUGAGGAACCAGCCCCACUGCAGCCCAGGCAAUGCCCAGUGGGAAGAAAGCUAAAGGCAGUGCUGUUUGUCUGGCCUGCCUGGGUGCUGGAGGAGCACUUAAUAAAAGUCUCUUGUUCUCAGUGGUAGCAUAAAACUUUUUCUUGCAGCAGGAUGGGGAGCUGAAGGCUCAGCUGUGAGGGUGCAGCACCCCUCCCCCCCUUCCCCACCAGCCCUGGGCUGUGCUGCUGCUGCCUGCGUCUGCACUUUGGCUGUGGGUGAAACCCCAACUGCUGCCUCUCGGUUUCAAUUCCUGUGAAGCUGAAGAAGGAGGAAGCGAGCCGGGCAGCGCUGGCUGUGGGGAAGUCCCCCAUCCAUGGGGAAAUUACCCCCUGCGGGCACCCACCGCCUGUGCACACCUCAUUGCUUCGUGCCCCAGCUGCGGGCUGCUCUCCCUGCGCCACCGUUGGGCUUUCGGGGCUGUUUUGGGCCGGCUGUGCCAUGGCAACAUGCAAAGGGCCGCGGCCACCUGCGCUUCCUGGAAGCCGCGGUGCUGAUAA
Gallus gallus (chicken) is the source of this 2838-nucleotide messenger RNA. RefSeq names its product BCL2 family apoptosis regulator (gene MCL1). Gene Ontology annotation, cellular component: mitochondrial outer membrane. Gene Ontology annotation, biological process: intrinsic apoptotic signaling pathway in response to DNA damage; extrinsic apoptotic signaling pathway in absence of ligand; release of cytochrome c from mitochondria. Bases 31 to 1026 code for a protein of 331 amino acids. Gene Ontology annotation, molecular function: protein heterodimerization activity; channel activity; protein homodimerization activity. The transcript has 3 exons. NCBI's taxonomy places the organism in Eukaryota, Metazoa, Chordata, Aves, Galliformes, Phasianidae. The record is from RefSeq and is marked validated.